GCAAUACUUUUAAAGCUGCGCGAUUUCUCGCGGAGCGACUCGAAGAGUUCGGAAUUGAGAUGUUCCAAUUCUUCGCGAUAUAUAAUUUCCUUUAUUUCUUAAAUAAUAUAUGAAUAUUUAUUACGAUAAAUAAAAAUGUUUCUUUAAAACGUUAAUAUCAUAGUGACAAAGAAUUAGGCUCGUUCAAAUAGGAUUAUACAAACUUAUAAAUACUUUAAUUACAUCAUUCGUAGCAGUCGUAUGUUUGUUAAUGACAUUGAAACGAAACUUUAAGGAGAAGAAAAAUGGGUAAUGUUAUGAAUUUUGCUGUGUCGGCAGCCGAUGAAAUUAUACCGAAGCAACCGCAAAUUCAAAAAGUUCAGCAUCAUGAAAAACACAAACCAGAAGGAGAGCCUCCUCCGGAAUGCCCUAUGCAUAAGUCGUCGACAAAAGAACCUACUAAAUCUGCUAGCGAAUGUCCAGUCAAUGACAUGUCCAAAGAUGAAAUUAAUCCCCUUAACAUGAUGCCAGCAGCUAAUCAACAACCUGCACCAGAUCAACCGUUCCCAUUACCUACUGAGAGACAAGUUUCUUCCAUACCAAAAGCAACGGAGGAAGGUGAAUUUUGGGUAUAUCCGUCUCAGCAAAUGUUUUGGAAUGCCAUGCUUAGAAAAGGAUGGCGUUGGAAAAAUGACGAUAUAUCUCCUAAAGACAUGGAUGAUAUAAUAAAAAUUCACAAUGCCAACAACGAACAAGCUUGGAAAGAAGUUCUGAAAUGGGAAGCGCUCCAUGCAAGGGAAUGCGAUAGUCCGAAACUGCGUAGCUUCGGUGGUAAAGCCACGAAAUAUUCGCCGCGUGCACGGAUUCGAUAUUGGAUGGGAUACGAAUUGCCAUUCGAUCGACAUGAUUGGAUCGUAGACAGAUGCGGUAAAAAUGUGCGAUAUAUAAUAGAUUAUUACGACGGUGGACAAGUGGACGAAAAGUAUACGUUCGCUUUAUUAGAUGUUAGACCAGCUAUGGAUUCUUUAGAAAAUAUUUGGGAUCGCAUGCGGGUGGCAUGGAUGCGUUGGAAAUACUGUAACGAGUCACAGGAAUCAGAGUGUGCGUCGAAAGCCGAAUGAAAAAGAAGAUUAGAAAAGAUUAAAUAGAACCGAGUUUCGCAAUCACAUGCUCGUUUUGUAAGUUGCGCGUUUACUAUUCUAAUUAUAGAAUCAAAGUCGCUUAUUAAACAAACGAGGAUGUGAAUAAACGAAAAAUUUUGAAAAUUUUCUUUUCUUUUUACAGGUAUAAUUUAAAAACUCGUUUCUUAUCUAUCAUUUAUCGCUUUAUCGACAGCGCUAAAAUCCGUUCAUUCGUUUAAAAUUUCUUUAAAAACGCUGUGUACGUCGAACGAAACUGUGUUCUGAAAGUACAAAGAAAUUAUAACGAACCAAAGCUCGCUUCUCGCGUAACAACGAUACGUUGAAACGCGAGAAUACUGCCUGAAAUUCAAAGGUCGAAACAUAAAAAAUUUCCAAAAUAAUUUAUGUUAAAAACAAAUAUAUUUUCCAAUCGCUAUUUAAAAGUUUGAACAUCUUAAAUGACAGUAAAUACAUGAUACAAUAUUCUACGUUUAAUAAUUAUCUGUUAAGUUAUGGCCGAAUACGUAUAUCCCGUAUAAAUAUGUAUAUAUUGCAUUAUUAUACAGUAUGUAAUUAACGCAUUGUCGACUGUUACAAAAAUGUUUAAUAUGUAUAUAACGUUAGGUAUUAAAUCGAGAUUUCGAUAAUAAUAUUGUGUUAUUAUGGAAUUACAUCGGUUACAGAGUA
Molecule: messenger RNA, 1787 nt
Organism: Megachile rotundata (alfalfa leafcutting bee)
Lineage: Eukaryota; Metazoa; Arthropoda; Insecta; Hymenoptera; Megachilidae
Gene: Cchl
Product: Cytochrome c heme lyase
Biological process (GO): cytochrome c-heme linkage
Cellular component (GO): mitochondrion
Molecular function (GO): holocytochrome-c synthase activity
Source: RefSeq, a predicted model, not a curated record